This is a messenger RNA of Rubroshorea leprosula, 1956 nucleotides long. NCBI's taxonomy places the organism in Eukaryota, Viridiplantae, Streptophyta, Magnoliopsida, Malvales, Dipterocarpaceae. The record is from the annotation of a GenBank genome assembly.
CCUUCAUUUUUGCUCUUGGGGUUCUCGAACGGUCCUAUCCCCAAAUCCAAACCCUAGCUUCAUCUUCUCCUCCAGGAAUUAAAACGAAGAUUGUAAAUUCUCCUCAAAGUCUCUGUCUUUUUGUUGAUUGAUUUAGGAAUUUGGGGUGUUUUGAUUUAAGAGUCAUGGCGAUGCUGUUGGAGAAUAUAGUUCAGGCGGUGGAGAUGUGGUUGAAACUCAGGAGAAAGCAAUCACAGAUUUAUGUUGACCCGAAUCUUGACCCGGUUCUGUUGGUGCCUGGUAUUGCUGGGUCCAUUUUGAAGGCUGUGGAUAAUGAGAAUGGGAGAGAUGAGCGGGUUUGGGUUCGGAUCCUUGCGGCUGAUUAUAAGUUAAGGACCAAGCUGUGGUCUCGGUUUGAUCCGUCCACCGGUAAAACAGUGUCCUUGGAUCAAAAGACGAGUAUUGUGGUUCCUGAAGACAGAUAUGGCCUCUAUGCGAUAGAUAUGCUGGACCCUGACCUGAUCCUUGGACGUGAGUGUGUCUAUUAUUUUCAUGAUAUGAUUGUUGAAAUGCUCAAUUGGGGUUUUCAAGAGGGGAAAACUCUAUUUGGUUUUGGAUAUGAUUUUCGCCAGAGUAACAGGUUUCAGGAUACAUUGAAGCACUUAGCAGAAAAAUUGGAGUCAGUAUAUGAAGCAUCAGGAGGAAAGAAGAUUAACAUCAUAACUCAUUCAAUGGGGGGCCUUCUGGUGAAAUGUUUCAUGUGCCUUCACAGUGAUAUUUUUGAGAAAUAUGUGAAGAAUUGGAUUGCAAUUGCUGCACCAUUCCGUGGUGCACCUGGAUAUGUUGCAUCUACCUUUCUAAAUGGAAUGUCAUUUGUUGAUGGGUGGGAACAGAACUUUUUCGUUUCAAAGUGGAGCAUGCAUCAAUUGCUGAUUGAGUGCCCAUCAAUAUACGAGUUAAUGCCCUGUCCAGAUUUCAAUUGGCAACAUGAUCCAGUUUUGGAGAUCUGGAGAGAGAAACAAGAUAUUGAAGGAAACUCAAAGAUUAUUCUAGAGUCUUUCCACCCAAAUGAGAACAUAGACAUUUUUAAGGAAGCUCUCUCAAGUAACACUGUUGACUAUGAUGGAGAAAGUAUUCCUUUGCCUUUCAAUCUGGAGAUCUUGAAAUGGGCUGAUGAAACACACAAGUUGCUGUCUAAUGCUAAGCUUCCUUCUCAAGUUAAAUUCUACAAUAUAUAUGCAACCAAUCUAGAGACACCACAUAGUGUUUGCUAUGGAAGUGAGGACUCUCCUGUCACUGAUUUACAGCAAUUGCGGUUUUUCCUGCCUAAAUACAUAUGUGUUGAUGGGGAUGGAACAGUUCCAACCGAAUCAGCUAAGGCAGAUGGGCUGAACGCAGAAGCACGGGUUGGUGUCCCUGGUGAGCACCGGGGAAUUCUUUCAGACCAUCACGUGUUUCGAAUCCUUAAGCACUGGUUGAAGGCAGAUCCAGACCCUUACUACAACCCAUUAAACGAUUUUGUGAUUUUACCCACAGCAUUUGAAAUGGAAAGCCACCAAGAAAAAGGCUUGCAAGUUACAUCACUCAAAGAAGAAUGGGAAAUCAUCUCAGAAGAUCAAGACAAUCCUGAUGAUGCUGCAAACAGAAAGCCUAUGGUCAGCUCAAUAUCCAUAUCACAAGGUGGAGAUAAUCAAUCAUCUCGGGCAGAGGCUCGUGCAACUCUUACCGUUCAUCCACAGAAUGAGGGUAAGCAACAUGUCGAGCUAAACGCCAUCAGCGUAUCUGUUGAUGCUUAGAGUCUGAUUGAUUAUUGAACUCAAAUCAAUGUGAGGAAAGGCCUCCAUGCUUCUCAUAUGAUUUAAAAUGGUGUAUUCUUUUAUAUAAGAAAAGCUUAUAUAAGUAUAAAGCCUGUUCAUAUGUGAUGUAAAUAUCUUGUAUCGUACUUCAUUUCCAUGGUAAUAAUAUCAUAUUAUUUGU